AUGUCGAACGAAAGACCGUACGUCUUCAUCCAUGUUAUUCCAUCCAUUGAUGGAAAGAUAACUGGAAAUGUAUUCAAAACAGAAAGUAUGGAGAAAUUAGGUUCAGAAUACUGGAAAACUAAAUUCAAUCAUGAACAUGAUGCCUGGCUUUGCGGAAGAGCAACAUUUGAUUCAAUAUGCACACAUAAUGAAACAAUCGACUUGAAAGGCAUGAAAGAAACAUGUGAGGAAGGCGAUUUUGUUGCUAAAAGAAACCUUAAAAUGGUUGCAAUUGCAGUUGAUCCAAAAGGAAAGCUUGGAUGGAAAGAAAAUGUCGCUCAUUACUGGGGCCAAGACUCAGAUAUAAUUGAAGUUUUGACAAAUCAAUCCACGGCACAGUACAGAAACUACUUGCGCAGCAAAGGUAUUUCUUAUAUUAUCUGUGGCGAUCAUGAUGUUGAUUGGAAAUUGAUGCUAACAAAGUUGAAAAAUAUAUUCCACAUCAAAGCAAUUUGUGUUCAAGGUGGCGGAAUGAUCAAUUGGUCACUAUUAAGAGCAGGAUUAGUUGAUGAACUUUCAUAUGUUAUGGCUCCAACAACAGAUGGAAGAAGCACCGAUGUUUCAUUCAUCAGAAGAAACCCAGAAGACACAGAUUCUCCACCUCUUGAAUUUGAUCUAAUUGAUGUUCAGAGAAUUGGAGAAAAUGGAGUUUGGUUAAGAUAUGCUCCAAAGAAAAAGUAA
Trichomonas vaginalis G3 is the source of this 720-nucleotide messenger RNA. RefSeq names its product cupin domain-containing protein family. Gene Ontology annotation, biological process: riboflavin biosynthetic process. Gene Ontology annotation, molecular function: 5-amino-6-(5-phosphoribosylamino)uracil reductase activity. The transcript has a single exon. Lineage: Eukaryota; Parabasalia; Trichomonadida; Trichomonadidae. The record is from RefSeq and is a predicted model, not a curated record. Bases 1 to 720 code for a protein of 239 amino acids.